ACCGACAGCCUCAUCAGCACCAGGAUGGUGGAGCCCCCCCAUGCCGAGAGCCGAGCCUCCGAGCUGCCGGCCCCCUGCACCAUCCGCUUGGACCGGGAGAGCAUCGGUGCCAUCGGGAGGCUCCGGAGCCUGUGGGACAUCCACAGCCUCUACCUGCAGCGGAACCAAAUUGAGAAGAUCGAGAACCUGAGCAGCUUCCCCAGCCUGCGGUUCCUGUCCCUGGCUGGGAACCGCAUCCGCAGAGUGGAGAACCUGCAGCCCCUGCAGCACCUGCGCGGCCUGGACCUGUCCCACAACCGCAUCCGGACGCUGGACCCAGCUGAGCUGCCCCGCAGCCUCCGUCUGCUCGACCUAACAGGAAACGAAUGCACCCACCAGCAGGGAUACAGGGAGCUGGUACUGGGUGCUCUGCCCCACCUCCUGCAGCUGGAUGCUCAGCCCAUCCAUGGCAGUGUGGAUGAGCAGGAGGAGGAAGGAGGCUCCUGCAGCAGUGAGGAUGAAGACGAUGAGUUGCUUUCUGCGCCAAGCAGCCCUUUCACUGCAGGCAAAGAUUUCUUUGCGGAUCUCCACCAGGAGCUGGCCAGGCACUCUGAGAGGAGGAGGAGGGAGGCCCUGCAGGAACAUCAGACCCGUCUGGAAGAGCUGGAGGAGCUGCGAGAGCGCCGGGAUCUGCUGCUGCCACCCAUGCCACUGAACCCACGCAGCAUCACGGCCCCGGGCCCCCGGCAGCAUCAGUCCCAUCCCCAGGUGAAGCAGGGGACACCACUGCCACUGCUGCCCCAGCGAGCUCCCAGCAGGAGCCAGCCCCAGACCAAGGCUCUGGAAGAGAACACUUGUGCCAAGGGAGCAAGAAACAAAGAGUUGCCCCCAAUACCCAGCAGCAGCACAGCACCACGCGGUUGGGAUUAAAGCUUCUUUAUUCCUACACCAA
This is a messenger RNA of Pezoporus occidentalis (night parrot), 931 nucleotides long. It is a transcript of the gene LRRC46, whose product is annotated as leucine rich repeat containing 46. The transcript has 7 exons. Bases 25 to 909 code for a protein of 294 amino acids. Lineage: Eukaryota; Metazoa; Chordata; Aves; Psittaciformes; Psittacidae. Gene Ontology annotation, molecular function: protein binding. The record is from RefSeq and is a predicted model, not a curated record.